This is a messenger RNA of Stomoxys calcitrans (stable fly), 12830 nucleotides long. RefSeq lists its product as uncharacterized. NCBI's taxonomy places the organism in Eukaryota, Metazoa, Arthropoda, Insecta, Diptera, Muscidae. Gene Ontology annotation, cellular component: cytoplasm. The coding region runs from base 307 to 7641 and encodes 2444 amino acids. The record is from RefSeq and is a predicted model, not a curated record. Gene Ontology annotation, biological process: negative regulation of sodium ion transport; protein phosphorylation; monoatomic ion homeostasis. Gene Ontology annotation, molecular function: ATP binding; protein serine/threonine kinase activity; potassium channel inhibitor activity. The transcript is spliced from 3 exons.
UCGACUUUGGAAUCCCUAAGCAAAUAAUCAAUAUAGUUUAAAAAUUAACUAAAGAAUAAGUCAAUAUAUAAUCAAUACGCGGACAUAUAAGCUUUUUAACAAAUACUAAAAAUCCUACAUAGAGUAAGAGGAUCUAAACGAUUGGUGGGUAAAACUUGAGCUACUUCUGAAUCAUCGGGACCUUUGGAAAUUGCUGUUUUCUUCCCCUUAUCCUGUCAAAGCUUUGAGAAUUUUUACUGUACAUUAAACAUUUAUUAACAUUUAAGUGCUAUUACUAUAGUAAGGUACAACAACAUUUUAUUGGGCAUGUAUCGCAGAAUGGAAGAAAGGAAAUCAUCUAAGUCAGAUGCCAAGCAUCAAAAUAGUAGUGAAGGCAGAACAAAAUCUUCAUCCUCAAAGUCUUCGUCGUCGAGCUCGAAAUCAAGCAAGUACUCAGAGCGCAGUAAUAGUCGGGAAAACUCCAAUUCCAUGGCCAUUCAAAAAUACAAUCCCAACAUGCGUUUCAUACGUAAAAGUGUGGAGACACCGGCCCGCAAUGUCUCCACCAACUAUUUGGAAUUGGAGACAGAAUUCCCUCGAGAUUAUGAUGACAACAUUGAAAUGUUGUCACGGGAGGCAGAACAUUUGGAGGAGCAAUUCCGUACGCCUACCAGGACUAGCACCACUGAUUUGUCCUUGACAACUACGGCAACGGAAACAGUGUUGCGUCCUGUAACUCCCACGCCCACACGCAUUGUACGCGCCGAGGUUGUGGAGAUAAACAGAAGUAAGGAACCAACAGAUAGCCCGGAUAAAGAAUCAAAAUCCAAAGGACAGAAACACUCCAAGCGUGUUGGCUUUAAGGUGGAGGAGAAGAUUGAGGAGCAAACGGCAGAAUGUAGUGUGGUGGCCAAGGGCACUUCAAAGUUGUCCAGCAUUGAGGAGAGUGCCCAAACACAACCGUCUGAAGCAGCAAUUCCGGUGGUUGAGGAACCAGAAGUGGUAACCACCAUUUCUGCCCCCGAAAGUCCCCAGGCGGGAGAACAGAAACGCAGUCUGCAGCCAGCUAGCAAAACAUCUUCUACAACUACACCAGCUUCGACCGCUACUACAGUUCCUGUUGCCAUCACCACUAGCUCGGCCAAGGAUGACGAUGAUGAACCUGUAGCCAUGUCGCCUUGCGGCCGCUUCUUCAAGUAUGACAAAGAGGUGGGUCGCGGCAGUUUUAAGACGGUCUAUCGUGGUCUAGAUACCGAAACUGGUGUAGCCGUAGCCUGGUGUGAAUUGCUAGACAAGCAGGUGAAGAAAAGCGAGCGCAAGCGGUUUCGCGAAGAGGCCGACAUGUUGAAGAAGCUGCAACAUCCCAACAUAGUGCGUUUCUACACGUAUUGGGAAUUCAGUGUGGCUCGUAAGAAGAAUAUAGUGCUGGUCACUGAGCUUAUGCUCUCCGGCACCUUGAAGUCCUAUCUGAAGCGUUUCAAGAAAAUCAAUCCCAAGGUCUUGAAGUCUUGGUGUCGUCAGAUCCUUAAAGGCUUGCACUUCCUACACACUCGACCUCUGCCCAUCAUACACCGUGAUUUGAAAUGCGACAAUAUUUUCAUAACUGGCACCACGGGAAGUGUUAAAAUCGGUGACUUGGGUUUGGCCACGCUCAAAAAUCGUUCACAUGCCAAAUCGGUGAUUGGCACUCCGGAAUUUAUGGCUCCCGAGAUGUACGAGGAACACUAUGACGAGUCGGUUGAUGUCUAUGCCUUUGGCAUGUGCAUGUUGGAGAUGGCUGUCUCAGAAUAUCCCUACAGCGAGUGCAAGGGUCCGGCACAGAUCUAUAAGAAAGUCAUUUCAGGCAUUAAACCAGCCGCCAUGAGCAAGGUGGAGGAUCCCAAGGUGAGGGAGAUCAUUGAAAAAUGCAUAGAGCUGAAAAAGGAAGAUCGACCCAAAUGUAAGGAUUUGCUAAACUCCGAAUUCUUUGAGGAAGACAUAGGCAUACGUGUGGAGGCCACCUCUACCGAGACGUUUCUGGAGAAUCCCGAUAACAAUGUCAUUGAGUUUCGCCUACGCUUCUUGGACCCCAAAAAACGUUCCUCCAAACACAAAGAGAAUGAAGCCAUACAAUUUGAAUAUGAUGUCAAAAAUGAUGAUUGUGAACGUGUGUGCGAUGACAUGAAACAGGAGAACAUUAUCACCGAGGAAGAUGCUCGUGCCAUUGUACGUUUGCUCAAGGUUCAGGUAUUCUCUUUGCUCAAGGAACGAGUUCAGCGACAAACUCAAUUUCAAUUGCAAAACGAAAAGUCACGCUUGGAAAAGAUCGCCUUACAAAAGCAGCGGGAAAUGUUGCCCGAAAAUGUCGAAGAAGAGGAGGAAGAAGACGAGGCUGACUCUGAGGAGGAUGAGGAUGGCACCAAGGCUAGCCAAAAGCAGCAACACCAAUCUCAAGCAGCCACACAAAACACACAGCUGGAAGAUAUCGCCAAUCAGCAGCAAAGGCCUCAACAACAACUGCAUCUCCAGACGCAACAAGUUGCCGCGCAAGAAGAUGCGGUUAAUGCUGCAUCCGCUACAAUGGUGACCUCACCCACAACGGCCCCUGCAACACAGCCACAAUUCUACAAUACUCAAAUGGCUUUGGCCUCAUCAUUGAAUGCCAUACUGCAACAACCCUCAAGUCAAAGUUUUGCUCAGCAGCAGCAGCAACAGCAGCCGCAAGCAGCUUCUCAAACUCAUCCUCCAUUACAAAGUCAACAAUCGCAAAUGGAGUUUUCUCCGCAACAGCAGCAAACGCAGUCACAACUUGAAUUUGUGGCACAACAACAGCAGCAAGGGCUUCAAACUCAAACUCAGCCUCAGACUGAUAUUGCUCCUCAACAAAAUCAAGUUGUACAGCAGCAACAACCUCAACUGGAAUAUGCGAAUCAAACAUCACAACAACAGCAGCAGCAGCCGCAGCCUCAAAUUGAAUAUAUUAACCAACAACCACAGGCGGCUUUGCAGCAAGUGUCACAGCCCAAUCAGACCAUGCAACAACCCCAACAUGAAUUUAUCACCCAACAAUCACAAGCCUCAUUGCAGCAGCCGCAGCAACAGACUCAGCCUCAAUAUGAUUUCAUACCCCAGCAGACUCAUCAGUCCCAAAAUAUCCCCCAGCAGCAGCAACACCCACAAAUGGAAUUUGUUGCUCAGCCCACUCAUCAACAACCCCAGUAUAGCUAUGUUCCCCAACCGACGCAAACAUUACAACAAUCAUCUCAUAUUGACUAUGUUUCGCAACAAUCCCAGUUAUCACAACCACACCAGCAACAUCAGCCAUUACAAUCAUUACAGCCAUUGGGUUUAAGUAACGGCAUUGAACAAGUAGCAGCACAAGUUCCUGUAUCCACAGACUGCAAUCAAGCAACCAACACUGGUGCCAUACAUUCUUUACAACAACAACAACAACAAACAUCUCAGAUUGAAUAUGUUACACAACAAACACCCCCCGUACAGCAGUCACAUCAAACACAGCCGGAAUUUAUUCCCCAACAAAACCAAAUGUCACAAAAUGAUUUUGUGGCACAAUCAACACCGACAUCACAACCACAAUUACAACAUGUGGAAUGUACCACUCAGCAGCUUCAGCCUCAAACUCAGCCUGAGUUUGUUAGCCAACAGCAAACGCCUCCGGUACAACAGGUACAACAAACUCAUUUGGAAUUUUCCAUUCAGCAAACACAGCCUCAACAAAACAACAGUCAUCAAUCAACUCCGCCAGCACAACAACAACAGACGCAAUUGGAGUUUAUGCCCACACAAAUCCAGCCCCAACAACCAUCUCAGAUGGAGUUUAUUCCCCAACAGACCCAACCAUCACAAAUGGACUAUAUGCCACAACAAACUCAAUCCCAACCUCAAACAUCCCAAAUGGAAUACCUACCACAACAAAAUCAAUCACAGCCAUCACAAAUGGAGUACAUUCCACAACAAACUCAAUCCCAGCAGCCCCAGAUGGAUUACAUGCCACCACAAAGUCAGGCUAAAGUCCAAGCCCAAUUGCCCCAAGUAGAAUACAUUUCACAACAAACCCAACCACUAUCCCAGCCAACACAGAUAGAAUACAUUCCCCAACAAACACAACCCCAAACUCAGCCAUCCCAAAUGGAAUACAUUCCACAACAAUCUCAACCCCAAACUCAACCAUCCCAAGUGGAGUACAUUGCCCAACAAACUCAACCACCACAUAUGGAAUACAUUCCACAUCAAACCCAAACUCAACAACCACAGAUGGAAUACAUUCCCCAACAAACUCAAACUCAACCCCAAUCCCAACCCCAUCAAAUGGAAUACAUUCCCCAACAAACUCAAGCUCAAACGCAACCAAAUCAUACUCAGCCUCAAACUCGGCCAGCUCAGAUGGAAUAUAUACCUCCACCAACUCAAAGCCAAACCCAAGUUCAACCAACCCAAGUCAUGACCCAACAAACGCAAUCGCAACCACAACAACCAAUGGAAUACCAAUCGCAGCCAUCGCAAUCAACUCAACUGGAAAUUCUUACCCAACAUUCUCAAACCGCUCAACAGCCUGAAUUUGUUCCUCAGACAAUUUACCCCUCCCAACCAGUACAACAACAGCCUGUGAAUUCGCAGAUUCAAUUUCCCAUGCCAGUGCAACAGGUUUAUCAACAACCACAGGUUACCCAAGAAUCCUCCCAUGAAUCGUCCCCCUCGGUACAGCUUCAAGAACCGGCGUUUGAAGCAAAAGCAUUAAAUGGCAACAAUGCCGGUGGUAUUGUGACCCUUCCUCAGGUGAGUGUGGCAACUAGCACCACCAUUACCAAUGGCACCGUAGUAAAUACGAUGGAGAAUAACAAUCCUCCAAACUCAUACCAACUACCAUCAGAUGCUGCAGCACGCACUGCUUCGUUUAGUGAAUCUCCCAUAACGGGCAAUGUAGUUGCACCACUUAUGCAGCAGAUUGUAACUCCGGAUCCAGGCUCAAAUCAGCAAUCCCUAGCUUCAGCAGCCUCAACAACAUCAGCCACCUUUCCUACUUCGAAUGAUAUACGCGAUUCUUCGACCCUUAACGAUUCCGAAACGGUUUCACGUAAAACCAGCACCGCCUCCGAGUAUACCACCAUAUCAUCGGACUAUUCUCCGGAGAAUACCAUUACACCCAAUUCGGUGUUUCCACCACGCCAUCUCAGCAGCCAGCAAUAUUUUGAAAUAGGUCAAAACAGCGAUUUCCUGCUACAUGAGUAUCCUAAUGUGAAUAUUAUAAAGGAUUCGCUGCAGGAUAUACGCCGAGAGGAUGUGGGCAAUGUCAGCAGUGAUGAAUGCGCCACAGAAAAUUCCUCACCUCCUUAUGAUGUUAGGGGAAAUCCACCCAUGAAAUCGAAUACCCCUGAUGGCAGUGUGGCAGGAGGAGCUCGCAAAAUCUCUCGUUUUUAUGUCAACCCAGUGGUCUUGCCCAGUGCUACAGCCAUGGAAGAGGGCCAAGGGCAGGCAACAGGUGAAAAUAAAACUCCCUCGGGAUCAAGUGAGACGGGAGUGGCACCUAAUGCUAAUGGGACUCUGACUUCAGCACCUCUGUAUGUUACGCCCUCGGGUGAAGAGGGCAGCAAUGCGCCUACCCUGGCAACCAAUGGUAACGCCAAUCAUUCCUUGGAACAGCUUAAAAUUGAACUGGAGAACAUUACCCAUGCCCAGGCAUUUGCAUCGGCCAUUGUGGCUUCCAUAAACAGUGACCACUUGCAGCAACAUAAUCCCACACAACAGCAAUUGACACCAAUUCAACAGCAGCAGCAGCAAUUGAAUGUGCAAACAGAUGAUGAUACACCUACGGGUCCCUUGAGUUCGACUCGCACCACCUCUACCUUCAAUUCGAGGCGUACCUCUUUGGACAACAGUGGCUGCAAUGAGUUGCAAAAUGCAGUCACCCAUUUGGGCGACUUUAAUGAUGUGAACGGAGUAACACUGCUGGCGCCCAACCAGUUGCAGACCAGUCUACAGCCCAGUCUACAGCAAAACACAAUUCCCGAGACCUUUAGCCAGAGCAGCCUCAGCAGUGAGCCCAUAGUGAAUAUUUUCGAGCGCAUUGAAAAACAACAGCUCUCCAAACAGAAUAGCCUGGAAUCCAACACACAGUUUCCUCCACUCUCCAGUGGCAGUGUGGACUCGACCAUAACCACAAACACAAAUACACAGCGUCUGUGUGGUCUCAGUCAAACCAGCAUAGCAGAUUUGGAGAAAAAGUUGGCUGCUUUGCGCAAUGUGGAGUUGACCGAUGAGAUGUUGGUGGAGCAGCAACAAACCGAAAACGAACUCAAUGCUCGUAGGGUAUCACGUUUCUGUGUUAGCCGAGUGCAAGAGGCAGCCAGCAGUGAACAGCAGCAGCAAGGAGCCAGCACUGCAGAACAAGACACUACACCCACACAGGAAUUGCAACAGCCUUUUGUGGUGCCGGUGACUGUAGCUAUACUCAGGCCCACCAUUGAUCUGCAGGCAGCCAAUACAUUGGCCAAUAAUAGCUUCAAUACACCAACAGAGCUGUUAUCACCAUCUUCACUGACCUAUCAGCCUUUGGGGGGACCCUUGACGGCGGCCAAAACCGCAGCCGCAGUAGUGCUUCCCUUGCAACAGAGCCAAGCGGCCCCGGUUUAUAACAUUGAACCGGCGGCUCAAUUGCAGCAACAAUUGCAACAACAAAUACAACAACAACUACAAAGAGUAAACUCAAUGCAGGUCGAAGCUGGGCAGUUUAUGGCCAACUUUCCCCAAACUCAACAACUACACCAGCAGCAGCAGCAGCAACAACAGCAGCAGCCCCAAACAUUGCAACAAACUGCUUUGGCCAAUCAUGCCGGCCAACAAUUACAACAAUUGCAACAACAACACAUACCGCUACCCUUUGUUACACCCAUACAACAACAACCAACCGCUAUGCAUCCCUACCCCUACAUAUCCCAUGAACUGAUCGAAAGUGCCCAACGUCUAUCGCUUACAUCUCAAGAGGACAAUGCCAUGUCGCUGGCAGCCACACAUCCCAAUCUCUUGCCCACAGUCAUACAAUCGGACAUCAAACACAAUUUGGACUCAUUGGUCAGCCAGUUGUGUAGCACUCGUUUGGGUACCACUCAACAUCAGCGUUUGCUGCUACUACGCCAACGACAAUUAAUCGAGGAGGAUGAACUACGUCUCAAGCACUAUGUGGAAUAUGAGAAAUUCCAAAAGGCCAUGCGUCAAUCUUCCAGCGAUAUGGUACACCCUCAGCAGGCACCCAUGUUGUAUAUACAGCCCACAACCAUAAAUCAACAGGGCUAUAUAAAUCUAACCAGUGGUUUUAUGCCCAACUUUGCCGGUGGUGCUGGGGGUCACUCAUAUCCCCAACAUUUCCAACAGCACCAUCAGCAACAUCUGAUAAAUGCCAAUGUUCAAACCUCGGCUAUGUCUGGCUAUGCGGUGAUGAUCAAUCCUCAAUUAGCUGCAACUGCUCCCAUACAGCAACAGCCUCAAGCGCAGCAGCAGCACCAACAGCAAUUCCCUCAGUACACAAUUGUUGGUAAUAUGGGAGCUAUGCCAAAUCAGCAUACACCUCCACCAAAUGCAACGGCCACAGGUCAAACGCCAAUGUCCAAGCAGACCAACCUGUCGGGCACACCACUUCAGAAUGGCAUCAUAUUUGGGCAAGAAUAGGACAUGCCUAAACAAGAUGUUAAUGCGGAUGUAUGUGGAUUGCCAUUUUUUUGCUGGAAAGGCAACUGGAAUCGAAGUCAUAUAAUGAAGGAAUAAUCCUAUAAAAAAGGGAAGGAAAGAAGCCCAAGGCAUGCCCUUAUUAGCCAGAAUUGGUAAAACUGAAAGGUUAUGCCGAAACCUAAGCAAUGGUUGGUUGGUUAUGUUGAACGUUAACAUCAUCCCAGUAACUCUUGUUGUUAUCAAAUGUUUUUUUUUUAUUGUUGUUAAAUCUGGAAACUUCCAAAACAUUAGCAUUAAGGUAAGCUUAUGCCAUCACAUGCAUCUUCUCUGUUUCGGAAAAUUUGAUGCAGAGUAAAACGUCUUGGAGAAGAUAAGCAACGAACUAUGAUCAAAUCAUCAUGAACUAACUCACACUGAACCGCUCUGCCUACAGAGCUUUAAAGAAACUGUGAAACUCACUACUAGGAUAUAUAUAUACAGCACUAGAUAUAUAGAAGCAACAAUAUCAAUAUGCGCUCUCACGCUUGGAACCCUAGAGAUAUUAAGUUGCUGCAAAUAUUCGCUAUACGGUAUAUGGGACAUUGUUAUCCAUUUAUAAUCUAUCUAUCAAGGUAUUUACCAUUAUGGUUUUUGGGUCUACCUUCGAUUUAUCAAAGGCACUGAGAAGAUAAUUAUUGAGGACAUACUUACGACAUUGUCAAAUGGACCACCACUUUGGGACCGCUUUCAUAUAAUUCAGGUUUGGGUAUUAUGGAAACUAUGACAAAGUCAUUUCAAAUAUUCCAUAAUUAGACAACUGCUUUGUUUAAACUCAGCUACAUCUAGUCCAGCGAUGGCCAGCCCUUUACGGUGCGCUGAUGGCAAGUCACAUGCAUUCUUAUGCUCUUUGUUUCAGCUGUUGUUGAGACAGCAACGAAUGUACAUGCGCAGGGGUAUACUCAUCAUUUUUCUGGUUUUACUUCAAACACUGAUUUAUCCAAAUAUGGGAUCGUCGUGUGUGUUACCUGAUCGUCCAUUUUGUUCAUCUUCGGAGAAGCACAUCCCGGAGUGCAUUCUCCGUAUGCUAUUGGUACGUGUCCUUGCGAAUGUACAUGCACAGGGGUAUACGCAUCAUUUUUCUGGUUUCACUUCAAACAUUGAUUUAUCCAAAUAUGGGAUCGUCGUGUGUGUUACCUGUUCGUCCAUUUUGUUCAUCCUCGGAGAAGCACUUCCCGGAGUGCCUUUUCCGUAUGCUACUGCUACAGAACAGAACAGAAUUUUUUAGUGGUUGUUAUUUUUUACUAAUGCUGGCGACAUUUGUAAAGUAUUAUGCCAUUAUUCAAGUUUUUUUUUUGCCUGUUAGGGCGAAGAUCAUUAAAUUUUACAAUCUCUGUUUGUUUCUCUUUCGAGACGAGCUCAAUGAUCGGAGAUGAAAAUGGAAAAGGAAAGCCAAAGAUAGCAACACACACCAACCAAUCUGUGACGGGUUUCGUCUUUGGUUAGAAGACUUUUCAACCAAAUUAGGUGUGAUGGCUUCAAGGGCCGUGCGUUGGUAUGUUGUAUAUGAAUCGUAAUAAUAGCGAAAACGCAUCUUUGAUACAAUUACCACAUUAACCACGCUCGACAAUCCUGUAUAUUAGCUGUACUUUUCCCAAUGCAUGUAUUUUUGUGUAAUGACAGACAUUCUUUCUGUGAAAAAUUGCACUUCUUCCGUACUACACAUGAUUUUGGACAUCUGUUGGAAGUUGUAUUGAUGGCAAUGGCUCUCACUGCUGUUCCGAGGUUCGAAUCCCGGACGGGCUCUGCCGAAUUUUUAAUUUUUCAAGUUUUUUGCCUGUUAGAGCGAAUAUAAUUAAAUUUUACAAUCUUUGUUUGUUUCUCUUUCGAUACGAGCUCAAUAAUCGGAUAUGCAAAUGGAAAAGGAAAGCCAUGUACAACUUCUCUGCGUAGAGGUGUCACUCAGCAGUAAGUCGUUUGGAUUAGGCUAUAAGGAUAGGGUUAAUAUUUAAAUUGCACAGUACUAACAGAUAUGAGAGAAUCCGCAUCUACCUUCAAUAAGAGGGAGGUGACAAGACAAGAUUGUGGACUAGGAGGAGAUAAAUUGUCGCUUCGAUCCAGCAGGCGAGGCCAAGUUACACCUGAUUGUUAAAGUUGCUAUGGUUACAAUAUGCUUGGUUCCUGGAGAUUUUAAUGCACAUUUUCUCCUAGCAACGACCAAAGGGCCUACGAUUUGGCAUAACAGAUAAUCGCCCUCAAAUUUAUGGUCAGCGAAAUAACGAAGCGUCCCUAGGCUUCGUUGGUAGUCAGCUCGAUAUACCAGUGAGGAGGUCGUAUGUUCUAUACCUACCAGAGGCUUUGGUAUAUCGCUACCGUAGUACCACAAUGGCCUAUAAGUUGUCUAAAUGGAUCUGUAGCUUGGAGGCCACCAUAGCGCAGUGGUUAGCAUGUUCGCCUAUGACUCUGAACGCCUGGGUUCGAAUACUGGUGAGAACAUCAGAAAACAUUUUCAACGGUGGUGAUAACCAAUCCUAAUGUUGGCGACAUUUGUGAGGUACUGUUCCAUUCGGUAUUACAGCCAUGUAUAAACUUCUCCACAAAGAGGUGUCGUAGAGGUGGGGCGAGUGCCCUUAUCAUUGAGCUUAAACUUGAAUCGCACAGCACUCAUUGAUAUGUUAAAAGUUUGCCUCUAUUCCUUAAUGGAAUGUUAAUGGGCAAAAUUUUUUAUUUGAGUCUGUAACUGGCCGCCCAACCUAACGUAAACCAGCCUGUCAUUUUAUAGGAAUCAGAUCUUUUUCCCAUUAUUUUAUUAUUUUACUGAACUUCAUAACCUCUGACUUUGGAGAAUCCAUUCCAAUCGGUCCUUGGUGGACCUACACACCUCUUAAGAAGUUGCUGCUGACAGGAAAUUCCAAAGCAGCAUAAACACCAUAACUGCAUGCUUUUUUCCGUUGCACAGUGGGAUAGAAUCGAAAAAAAAAUUAAAAAAUCUGUCUGUUGAGAACGGGUAGAGAUAAUAUCUUAAAAUUUGGAAUGGUCAGAACUAAGGUUUUGGGACCUCUUGGCCCUUAAAGUUGGUCGCCUUAAAAUUGGUGCAAGAUGCCAAAUAUUUUUAAUGGUCCUAUUUCCAAAAAAAAAAAACAAAUUUUGCUGGAUAGUUUUCAAAUCCACCACAAACCAGUAAAAAGGCAUUAAGUUCGGUCGGCCGAACUUUUAAUACCCACCACCUCGAAUAUUCAUUAUUUUUGAACUCGUAGCAAUUGAAAAUUGGAAUGGUCAGAACUAAGGUUCCGGCGCCUCUUCGCCCUUAAAAUUGGUUCGGGAUGCAAAAUUAUUAUUAGUGGUCCGAUUUCCCGAAAAAAAAAAAUACUGGAUAGUGUUCAAAUCGAUCACAAACAAGUAAAAAAAGCAUUAAGUUCGGCCGGGCCGAACUCCCAUCCUCAAUCCAUUUUCCCAUCGCCUUAAGUCUCAUAACCGCAGUGGCUGCCUCAAUGGGUCGGAUAGCUAGAAUAGACUCCAGUGGUAUAGUGGGCGUGGUCCUCAUCGCUCCUUAUGUUGCACUUUUUCUCCAUAGCAGUCCACCAAACCAUAGGGUUGCUCCCCCUAUUCUCCAUAGCAGUCCACCAAACCAUAGGGUCGCUCCCCCUAUUGUCCAUAGCAGUCCACCAAACCAUAGGGUCGUUCCGCCUAUGCCAAGAUAACAUGUUCGCUGAACCUGUUGUAUGGUCCUUAUUUUGCCCUUUUUCUCCAUAGCAGUCCACCAAACCAUAGGGUCUUCUGAGCCGUAAGUAAGUAUUGGUCUAAUCACUCUUCUGUAGAGCCAGUGGACUAUCCUCGGAUUCAGGCCCCUUUUUGAGCCUAUGACCCGUCUACAUAGUGACCAACAUCUGUGAGCCUUCGCAGUACGCUCCUGAAUGUGACACUACCAUUUAAUUUUUCUGUUCAAGAUCACACCUAAGUAUUUGACCUUAUUAGAUAUUGAAAUCGUCUUAUUGGGGAAACGUGGUGCAUUAAAUUGGCUCACCUUCGUCUUCCUCGUGAACAGGCAUAUUUCAGUCUUCCCUGGGUUAACAUUGAAACCUCUGGGUCUAGCCUAGUCAUAUGCCUUAUGUCAGACCCUUUCGGCCCUGCUGCAUAGCUCGUUCGGAUCCUUACCUCUUAAAAGUAUAACAUCGUCUGCGUAGCAGAUGGGUUCAAAUCCCUCCUCAGUCAGCAUCCGUAAUAGGUUAUUUAUGGUGGUCACCUAUUACGGAUGCUGACUGAGGAGGAGGAGCAGCUUGAUGUAGCUCAUAUAUAUUUGAUAAAGUCAUUCAAAGAACUUGACAACUGCGAUCGAUUGUGGAGGGUAUAUAAGAUUCGGCCCGGCCGAACUUAGCACGCUUUUACUUGUUAUUCCUAUUUCUGUCGCAGUUCUGCGAUGUUUGCUACUCACCUAUAACACUGGUCAACAAGAAAUUUGUUUUGCUGAUUUUUGUUCUUGUUUCUAUAUUUAAUUGGAGCAUUAUUUCCAUGCCCUCCAAGUUUUUCUCUAACAGCUUUUGUUUUUGAGAUAUAGCCAUAAUAUAUGAUUUUAUCCAUAUUUUCCUUUUUCUUUUUUUGAAACAAAGACAAUUUUGUUGUUAUCGAAGAGGAUAUGUAUUCGCAAAGACGAUGUAAUGUACUUAAUCUAAAUAACUUUUGCUAUAUUUGUGGAUAAAAAAUUUUUUGUACAAUAUAAAUAACUUAAUUUGAGACUUUGUCAAAACUGUGUAUCAGCAGUAGAACAACGUUACCAGGUAUUCUCCUACAAAAUGAAAAUUUUGCCCAUGAGCAUUCCAAUAAGGAACAGGAGCAAACUUCUCACAUAUCAAUGAGUGCAGUCCGAUUCAAGUUUAAGCUCAAUGAUAAGGGGCCUCCUUUUUAUAGCCGAGUCCGAACGGCGUGCCGCAGUGCGACACCUCUUUGGCAAGAAGUUUUACAUGGCAUAGUACCUAACAAAUGUUGCCAGCAUUAGGAGGGGAAAACCACCGCUGAAAAUUUUUUCUGACGGUCUCGGCAGGAUUCGAACCCAGGUGUUCAGCGUCAUCGGCUGGCAUGCUAACCUCUGCGCUACCGUGGCCUCCAUAGGAGAAAAUCUCCAAUUGUAUCUCAUAAAUGCUGGGUAUGUCAGUGGUUAUGGUCCAGUGGAAGAAUAGAUGUCAUAUAGCUGGCGAUAAGAUUUGCAAAUACAUAAU